AUGCACUUUGUGUUCCAAGUUCUGUUGUGCCAGAGGGACAUGGGUGUGGUGACAUGGAAAUGUGGCCGCAACAGGGACACCAUGCGGGCUACACAACAUUACUCUCGUAAGGGAUCCGAGGACUUCCCAGGGGCGGGGUCUGUCCUCAAAAAGCGCUUCCCGAGCUCCUGUCGCUACAGCCCUCGGGACCGCAUGAGGAACCUCUUCAUCGCAUUGUCUUGGAUGUGUUUACUCUUAAACCCAUGCGGGGCCCAGGGUGUGCAUGAAGACAAGCCGAAUAUUCUCCUGAUUAUCACGGAUGAUCUUGGGAUCGGUGACUUGGGCUGUUUUGGCAAUGACACGGUGAGGACGCCUAACAUCGACCGCUUAGCCAGGGAAGGUGUGCAGCUGAAACAGCACAUCGCUGCAGCGUCCUUGUGCACCCCAAGCCGGGCUGCCCUCCUCACGGGAAGAUACCCCAUCCGAUCAGGAAUGGUUUCUAAUAAAGUCAGUCGUGUGAUCCACACACUCGGAGCUCCUGCUGGACUCCCUCGCAACGAGACAACGUUUGCAGCCUUACUGAAGGGGCAAGGGUACAGUACCGCACUGAUAGGCAAAUGGCAUCAAGGCUUAAACUGUGAUUCCCGACAUGACCACUGCCAUCACCCAUAUAAUUAUGGGUUUGAUUACUUUUAUGGCAUGCCGUUCACUCUGAUUGAAAGUUGCUGGCCGGAUCCUUCGCGGGACACGGAAUUAGCCAUCGGGAGCAAAAUCUGGCUCUGCGUGCAGCUGGUCGCCAUUGCUGCAGUCACAGCUGCCUUGGGGAAACUGAGUGGCUUGAUCUCUGUCCCCUGGUCCUUCAUCUUCUCCAUGGUUCUUUUUAUUUUUCUGCUGGGCUACUUGUGGUUCUCUAGUUACAGAUCAUCUCUGUACUGGGAUUGCCUGCUCAUGCGCGAGCAAGAGAUCACUGAACAGCCGAUGAAGGCAGAGCGGGCUGGUUCCAUCAUGCUGAAGGAGGCGAUUUCGUUUAUGGAAAGGCACCGCGAAGGACCCUUCCUCCUCAUGUUCUCCUUUCUGCACGUACACAUACCGCUCCCCACGACCACCGAGUUCAUGGGCACCAGCCAGCAUGGCCGGUACUGCGACAACAUCCAGGAGAUGGACUCCAUGGUGGGCAAGCUUCUCGAUGCCAUCGAUGAUUUCGGUGUGACGAACAACACUCUCGUCUACUUCACAUCGGACAAUGGUGGGCAUUUGGAGGCACGGGCGGGCCACGUCCAGGUCGGGGGAUGGAACGGAAUAUACAAAGGUGGGAAAGGCAUGGGCGGCUGGGAAGGUGGAAUUCGCGUCCCGGGGCUGGUCCGUUGGCCGGGAAGACUACCAGCUGGGAAAGUGAUUGAGGAACCGACAAGUUUGAUGGACGUUUUCCCCACGCUGGCGGCCGUGUCAGGAAGCACGGUCCCUCACGACAGGGUGAUCGAUGGCCAGGACCUCAUGCCGUUGCUUCAGGGAGAUGUGGAGCGCUCGGAGCAUGAGUUCUUGUUUCACUACUGUGGUUUGUUUCUCCACGCCGCACGCUGGCAUCCAAAGGACAGCGAGGCUGUGUGGAAGGUUCACUACGUGACGCCUGUGUUCCAGCCGCCAGGAGCUCAAGCCUGCUAUGAGACCCUCUACUGCCGGUGUUCGGGAAAGCUCGUCACCUACCACGACCCUCCUCUGCUCUUUGACAUCACCAGGGACCCCUCCGAGUCUACGCCUCUGACGCCGGACACGGAGCCCUUGUACAACGUGGUGAUCCAGACGGUGGCCAACGCCGUGAAGGAACACAAGAAGAGCAUCACUCCCGUGCGGAUGCAGCUUUCAGACUUGAAUCGGGAUAACAUAUGGAUCAAGCCUUGCUGCGCAGUGUUCCCAUUUUGCCUGUGUGACAAGGAAGAGAACACGAUCUCCAUGGGAGCAUGA
Molecule: messenger RNA, 1941 nt
Organism: Hyaena hyaena (striped hyena)
Lineage: Eukaryota; Metazoa; Chordata; Mammalia; Carnivora; Hyaenidae
Gene: ARSF
Product: arylsulfatase F
Exons: 11
Coding region: 1-1941 (646 amino acids)
Molecular function (GO): arylsulfatase activity
Source: RefSeq, a predicted model, not a curated record